Messenger RNA from Peromyscus eremicus (cactus mouse), 1161 nucleotides. It is a transcript of the gene Lrrc25, whose product is annotated as leucine rich repeat containing 25. Lineage: Eukaryota; Metazoa; Chordata; Mammalia; Rodentia; Cricetidae. The transcript has 3 exons. The record is from RefSeq and is a predicted model, not a curated record. Bases 167 to 1084 code for a protein of 305 amino acids.
GGUCUCCAGCCGUCCCCUCCGCUCCUUCCGCUUCUCCCAGGCGCUGGACGCAGAGGUGGAGAGCGCCAGGUCGGUGGCUCAGCCGGGCCGCCACGGUGAGCCCCAACCCAGACCCCGAGGCUCGCGACACCACAAAGGCCGGAAGGUGACACCGGAGGUUGCUGGAAUGGGGGCCACCAGGGCCAGGCUGCUGUGGACAUGUCUUCUGCUGCUGUUGGCUUUGCUCCAUGAGUCGGGGAGUCAAGAUCUCACCUGCACGGUGUCCCUAAGCCACGUGAACUGGACGCAGACAUUCAGUGACACCUGCCUCAAUUUCAGUGGCCUUGGCCUGUCCCUGCCAGGGACCCAGUCCCUGAAGGCCAGCCGCGUGCAAGUCCUGGACCUAUCUAGGAACAAGCUGCAGGCUCUCCCUGGGCUGUUCUUCGCCAACCUGGAGAAGCUCCACACCCUGAUUGUCACCCACAACCAGCUGGUCAGCGUAGACCAGUCGCUGGCCCUGCGCUGUGACCUGGAGCUCAGGGCCGACUGCAGCUGUGGGCUGACCUCCUGGUACGGCAUUCGCCGGAACAACUGCUCGGGAGAGCAGGAGCUGCCCUGUCUACACCCGGGCACUGGAGCCCCGGGGAACCUCUCCACCUUCCUCCAGGUCAGCUGUCCCGCCGGCUUAGGCCCGUGGACCGUCGGUGCUCUUGUGGCAGGGACUUCCUUCCUGGCUCUGGCUGUCAGUGGAUCUGUGCUGGCCUGGAGACUUCGGCGACACCGGGGAGCCGGUGGCCUCGGCAAAGCCCAGAGUUCAUACGACUCCCCCAGACCGGUGACAGGCUUCCUGGCAAGCAGCCAGCGAGGGAGCCCCAAGGCCCCGGCCACAGCACCAGACAGGUCCACGCUGGACUAUGAGAAUGUCUUCAUAGGCCAGCUGGCCGAGGAGUGCUCACGGCCUGCACCCGGGAGCCCUUCCGGGGACACCGACUUCUACAUGAAUUACAAGGGUGACGACCUGGACCCUCAGCCCGUCUACUGCAACCUGGAGUCCCUGGGAAGGGCCCCAGGGUACAACCAGGAGUUUGUGGCUCCAGGGCGCUGAGACCCCAGCCCCUCCGUGGGGACAGAACACUGAGCCUUGAGACUCCGCCGCUGAAGCCCCCACACUCCCCAGGACUC